AUGGCGUAUGAUCCAGCGUCCCCAACAAAGGAACCCGAAGAUGUGCCGAUGUUGUUGGAUCUCUCCAUCAUACCUCUGUCUGGUUCUACUCCGAUUACCGUCAGUUCGGCAAAUGUGACUGAGAUUCCCCUCCCACCAGCGGACAUCAAUGCACUGAAAAUACCGCUACCUCAUGCUGCUGCUGAUGAGGCGCAUUAUCCCCUCGCCAGCAUCCCGCAAAUUACAGUCCAACCUCUGAAGCCUGAUCAGCCCGAAGCAGAACCUCCUUCCGGUCCGUUGAAAUUUAGCUUUCGGAUAAGCUCUAAACCUUUUAACAGUGAUGCUUCUGAAGAGCCAGGUAAUUUCGAAUAUUGA
Dicrocoelium dendriticum is the source of this 354-nucleotide messenger RNA. NCBI's taxonomy places the organism in Eukaryota, Metazoa, Platyhelminthes, Trematoda, Plagiorchiida, Dicrocoeliidae. The record is from the annotation of a GenBank genome assembly.